This is a messenger RNA of Colossoma macropomum (tambaqui), 6375 nucleotides long. It is a transcript of the gene mctp1a, whose product is annotated as multiple C2 domains, transmembrane 1a. Gene Ontology annotation, cellular component: synaptic vesicle membrane. Gene Ontology annotation, biological process: regulation of neurotransmitter secretion. Lineage: Eukaryota; Metazoa; Chordata; Actinopteri; Characiformes; Serrasalmidae. The record is from RefSeq and is a predicted model, not a curated record. Gene Ontology annotation, molecular function: calcium ion binding. Bases 699 to 3458 code for a protein of 919 amino acids. The transcript is spliced from 22 exons.
ACACACACACACACACACACACUCCUCUCCCCCUUCUAAUACCAACAUUCGAUCAAGAACUUCCACAAGAUAAUGACGCACGCUGUCCAGCAGGGGGCGUCUCACGGUGACAUGAUUGUGCACUUGAACUUUUCUGUCUCGUUUUGGUCGUUAAAACUCAUGGGUGGGCGCGCGUCAGCGUGGACGACAGGACGAGGAUGAGCACGAAGAUAGGGAUGAGGACGAGGGCGAAGAUGAAGGGGAGCGCACCGCUGCUGAAGUCACUUUCUGCCCCACGUCCAUUCACCAGGCGUAAGCGGAGCGUCCUGUAAAGUCCGAGUCUGAGCUCAGCAAUUAGGAUUUUACUACAAGCGAGGCUCCACAGAAUCAGAUCCGCGGUGUGCGGUGAACCUCUUUAAGAUUUCAUUAGGUCGAGCACGCGCCUGUGCUGGGUUUCGUAAGUGCCUCGCUCCGUCUUUUCCUCACCCUUAUUUUGGUUUGCCUUGCACUGAUGGCAGUCAUUACGCGCGUACUGUAGCCAGCCAGGCUCACGCGCAGUUGCCUCCUUUUAUAUAUAUAUAUCAGCUAAUGACUGAAGAGUCUUUCCCCCUGGGUGCUGAGAGGGUCUCUGAACUGGGAUAUUGAGCCCGCAGUGUGUGUGCGUGUGUGCCCCUCUCCGCUCCUUCAGCAGCAGACUGGCGGGUUGCUGCUCGGGCACUAUGGAGAAACCCAAGGAUGAGAGUAGCAGCAGCAGCGGCGGCGGCGCUAAAGGGCAAGAGGCGACAUCCUACCAGCGGAGGAUGUGGAGGAAUUUCCAGGAGAAGACCAAGCCGUUUCUGAGCCCCAAGCUGGGCUCGGAGAGACGCGGCGCGGACGGUGGUGGUGGUGGUGGUGGUAAGAAAGAGACAGGGUUGUGGAUGUUCAAGCGGAAAAAGAAACAGGCGCUGGACCGGAUCAUCUCGUCCUCUCAGCCCAACCUGAGCGCCUCUCCUCCGCCCUCUCUGGCUGCUAUAGCCGAGCCGGGCUCCAGCACCGGGCCGGUUGGAGCUAGCGGAGCUGCGGCUAACAAACCCGAGCUUUCUGUUUCAGCUCAAGGCAGCCCGCAGCUCACUGUAGCCCACCUGGCUCUGUCCCAGCAGCAGAAGAGCUCGUCCUUGGGCUCGGCGUGCUUCGAGAAACUAGUGGUCGAGUCUGCAGCGUCCAGUGAGGAUGAGCUGGGGAAAAACGCCAGCGAUUCGGGCAUUAACAUCGUGGGGCCGAGUAAUGCAGAUCCACCUGCCCCUGUCCACCCCGGGAUGUACCAGCUGGACAUCGUGCUGAAGAAAGGGAAUAAUCUCGCAAUCAGAGACAGAGGAGGUACUAGUGACCCCUAUGUGAAGUUUAAGAUCGCAGGGAAAGAAGUUUUCCGCAGCAAGACCAUACAUAAGAACCUGAACCCGGUAUGGGACGAAAAAGUCAGCCUUCUGGUGGACAAUCUGAGAGAACCACUCUAUGUCAAGGUCUUUGACUAUGACUUUGGGCUGCAGGAUGACUUCAUGGGCUCUGCGUAUCUUUAUCUGGAGUCCCUGGAGCAUCAUAGAACCCUGGACGUGACCCUUGACCUGAAAGACCCGCAUUACCCUGACCAUGACCUGGGCACUUUGGACCUGGCAGUGACUCUCACACCUAAAGAAGGGGAUAUGAGAGAAGCUACCAUGCUUUUGAGAAGGAGCUGGAAAAGAUCCAGUAAGCAGCAGAGUCUGAGGUUAUCAGAUGUCCACAGGAAAGCCCAGCUAUGGAGAGGAAUCGUCAGCAUUAGUUUGAUCGAAGGCCGUAACCUCCAGCCCAUGGACAAUAACGGCUUAAGUGACCCUUAUGUCAAAUUCAGAAUGGGCCACCAAAAAUACAAAAGCAAGACGAUACACAAAACAUUAAACCCUCAGUGGAGAGAACAGUUUGACUUCCACUUGUAUGAUGAGCAGGGUGGCUUUAUAGAUAUCACUGUCUGGGAUAAAGAUGCUGGCAAGAAAGACGACUUCAUGGGCAGGUGUCAGGUGGAUCUGUCUGCCCUCCCUAAAGAAUGCACACACAGGCUGGACCUCCCACUGGAGGAGGGCGAGGGCACUCUAGUGCUGCUGGUCACCCUGACUGCCUCCGCCGCUGUCUCCAUCUCAGACCUGUCAGUCAACAUGCUGGAUGAUCCACACGAGAGGAGAGAGAUCCUGCACAGAUAUAGUCUGCUAAGAUCCCUCCACAACAUUAAAGACGUGGGCAUGGUACAGGUGAAGGUCAUUCGGGCAGAGGGACUGAUGGCAGCUGAUGUUACAGGCAAGAGUGACCCCUUCUGCGUCGUGGAACUCAGCAACGACCGCCUGCAGACGCACACCGUGUACAAAAAUCUCAACCCAGAGUGGAAUAAAGUCUUUACAUUCAACGUGAAAGACAUUCACUCCGUGCUGGAAGUUACGGUUUACGACGAGGAUCGAGACCGGAGCGCUGACUUCUUGGGCAAAGUGGCCAUUCCGCUAUUAAGCAUCCAAAAUGGUGAACGGAAAGCUUACGCCUUGAAAAGCAAGGAGCUGACAGGGCCAACAAAAGGGGUCAUCUUUCUCGAACUAGACGUGAUUUAUAAUGCUGUGAAAGCUGGUCUCAGGACACUGAUACCCAUCGAGCAGAAGUACAUUGAAGAGGAGCCUCGAGUUUCUAAACAGUUGCUAUUGCAGAACUUCAACAGAGUGAGGCGCUGCAUCAUGUUCCUCAUCAACGCUGGCUGCUACAUCAACAGCUGCUUUGAGUGGGAGUCUCCUCAGAGGAGCAUCUGUGCCUUCCUUCUCUUCAUAGUAGUGGUGUGGAACUUUGAGCUCUACAUGAUCCCACUGGCUCUGCUGUUGCCCUUGGCCUGGAACUACAUCCUCAUCGCCUCGGGAAAGGACACCAGACAGGGAGACGUGCAAGCAGUGGAGGACUUGCUGGAGGACGAGGAUGAAGACUAUGACAGGGAUGACAAGGUGCCAGGCUCUGUCCCCUCCCAUGAUGGACGGCUGCCCGAAAGCCAUAUCCUUGAGGAUAUUUUGGCUUCCUGGCACUUUGAGUGGAUUCGCGUGAUGGUGGACUCAGAGAAAAAGGGUUUCAUGAACAAGCUGUAUGCCAUUCAAGAUGUGUGUAUCAGUGUGCAGAGUGCACUGGAUGAAGUGGCCUCCUACAGCGAGAGGAUAAAGAACACUUUCAACUGGACCGUGCCUUUUCUCAGCUGGCUGGCCAUAGUGGCACUCUGUGUAGCCAUUGUUAUAGUUUACUUCAUUCCCCUCAGAUACAUCGUCCUGGCCUGGGGGGUGAACAAAUUCACGAAGAAGCUGCGAGACCCGUACACCAUUGACAACAACGAACUGCUGGACUUCCUCUCCAGAGUGCCCUCCGACGUGCAAGUGGUGCAGUACAGAGAGCUGAAACUGGAUCCCAGUCACAGCCCAAAUAAAAGAAAGAAAAAUAACCCGGGGUAGCUCUCUUCCCUCUCUGAUGGACUUCCCCAAACCAAACUUACGAACUUAGCACGCCAAGGAGAAAAGCACUGGUCUGGACCGGCUAGGUGUUCUGUCCUUCUUUCUUUCUUUCAUUCUUUCUUUCUUUCAUCAAUCUUUUCUUUCUGUCUCUCUUUAAUCCUCCAUUCCUUGACAGUGUACAGUCCGAAGGAGUGCAAAUGGUGAAUGUGAAAAAGAGGAGCACUUUUAAUUAUUACCAUGAGGGUUUCUGCCAUACUUGUUUACUUUUUUGUGCAGAGGAGAGUGUGAAAAGCUCUUGACCCCUUUUAGAGUCAUAGAGCCGGAGCUAUUUGUCACUGGAUGGCACUAGGCAGACGGCUCUAAAAGCCAAGGUGUCCUUCUAGCGCAGCAGAGGGAGUCUGGAGCGAACGGCUUCAGCCACAAAUAGCAGGAUCAGCUGAUAAUACACCCAACUGCACUGAUACGUCUCAUCUCUAUCUUGUAGGGGAAAUCUAGAGUUUGCACCCUGCAAUUUCCACAGCACAGUGAGUGUUAUACCCAAAGCCCUCCGCAGCUGUUAGGCAGCAGUUAUUAGAGUUGUCAGCAAAGCCUGUUACAGUUCGAUUUAUGGCUGUAACUAAAGUGCUUGAAGAAAAAACACAACUUUCUGGCCCAGGAGCCAGUAUUCAUAAAUCUUGGAUAUUUAUUUUUUACAUAAUUCAGAUGGUAUAAAUGAUACAUGCUCGGUUUAUUUGUUAUUAAAUAAAAAACUGGCAAUGUCAAUAUCAGUACUAUCCAUGUUAGUUUAAGGGGGGCAUUUCACAAAGCAGCAUUUCUCAGUAGCGCAAAAAAGUGAGAGUUGUCAAAUACAAAUCUGUAUUAGCUCUUCUCAUAAGAGACUCGCUUGACUUUAGCCUUAACCCUGAGACGUCUUGAUUUAUUACUUUCAUUUUGCCAUACUAUUCAAAUGUAGUUACAUAAUUAUUACAUAAUUAUUGCUUAUUGAAUUACUUGGUUUGUCAUGUCUAUUAAUAAUCUAUUAAUUACAUAUCAUUCAGAUCAAAUUACAACAUCAUUUUUUAUCACUGUUGAUAACUGCAUCUUCUAAGGGUUAUGUUAUCUGGAUAGCUGAGAAUUUGUGCUUUAAGAAACGUGAAAAAAUCCAUUUUGGUCACUGAGGAUCAGUCUAGUCUAACUCUGCCCUCCUCCACAGUAUCACUAGCCUUGCCCCCCACACCCUAUGCUGCAGUGUGCGAGGUUUGCCACGAGGUGCCACCCUGCUAAUAUGAAUGCGGGCGUGGUUAGAUGGAAUGGCGCGUGUGUGGCGGUUGAGCGCCAUGCUAAUUGCUAAUCGUAUUUGAGAAGCGUCUCCUUUCCUCUGACCUACACUGGCGCUGCUGCACCACCAAACCCCACCCGACUCCCACACAGCUCUCCACUUUGAUCUCUCUCUCAAGACGGGCCACUGUGUGAGGAGGGAAGGCUAAACACUGAAAAAGAAGUAAUGCAUUGAAUUUACCUGAUUCAGUUGUGUCAUUUCUACAUGGAUACAAUAUGUUUCAAUACAGUUGUUGCAAAAAGUAAGUAAAUCGAAAGAAAAAACUUUACUGAUGUGAUAUAAAUCAUGUAAAACUGAAUGAAGUAAAUUCAGUGCUUUUUCAGUUGGGAUGACAUGGACUGAGAGAGAGCAAGUCUGAGCACUUUGCAUGCCCCUCUACAGUGUUUACUAUCCAAAAUUCAUGACAGGCAGCCUCACUUAGGCAAACAGCUCCGUGGUGUUUUUCAUUGUGGGGAAUAGUCUUCUUGACGAAAACAUCGAUAGUGUGUGACAAGCUGCUUCAGGGACUUGGCAGGGGUGCGGCGAGGGCAGGAGUUUAGCGCCGCUGCUGCUGGGGAAGGAAGAGGACUAGGAGGGCAUGGUUUGCUCUUUUUGUUUCUCUUUUUGAACCUCUUCCUGUCAUCCUUCUCUAAGUUCUGCACUCUCUCUGCCGUUUCCUCUCCUUCAUCCAUCCAUCGGAGAGGGAGGUCACGACUUGGCCUGUGGGGGGAGCCUCUUGAGGGACCUCUGCAGAGCAAGUGUUGAAAGAUCACAGCAAAAAAGUGCCAUCAGAGGAGGCUUCCAUUCUGCUCCAGUCCCUCUAUGAGAAAAGAAGAAGAGGAAGACGAAAAAAAAUCCCUUCUGGCUUCUCUUCUUUUUGUACGAACACAUCUGUCAUAUGGAAAGCCCAUUGAUUUGUUUGAGAGCAUUCCUUACAAAGACAACAUGCUCCCCAUUGACCAACUCACUGAUGGUACUGAUGUGAUCCCCAUUAAAAAAGAAGAACAACAACUCUUGAAGAACAGUUUGAAACUGCUGAAAAAGGACUCUUUUCUAAGCCUGAAUGUGUAUGUGCUGUUCAACUUUCUUUUAAUUGUUCAGUGGAUAUAUCGUGUGUGAUUUUUGCAUCCCAAAAAAUAAGAAAGAAAUCUGUUUUCUAAAGGCGUAUAUGCUAUGUUUGCAAGCAAACCAAAGUGGAACUUUUUAACAAUAAGAAUAAAGACCAAUAUCAAUGCAGAAUGUAACAUUUCCAUCAAAGGCAAAAGGGAAAAAACGCACUUUGAUUUGCACCGAUUUUUGAAACUAUUUAUUUGAGCUUUGUUUUUAAACCGUGUAAAUAUUCUUCUUGUACAUUAUAUAUAUGCUUGUAAAUGGUCAGAUGUUCAUGAUGUAUAGUUGUAUGUGCAUCAUUUUUUUUCUUGAAAAUGUUUGAGCCUGCAGUGUUGCCUGUUCCAUCAUCAUUAAGCUUCCAGCGAUUGGAUGAAGUGGGAAUGAAUGCAGGUGAAGGCAGACAACAGGAGAACAGCGCUGAAAUAUUUCAAAUAAAUGCACCAGAUAUUAUGUCUGUUACUUUUGGAAAGAAAAACUAUGGAGAUUAUUAAAUAUUUUUUAUCAUCUCUU